Messenger RNA from Triticum aestivum (bread wheat), 969 nucleotides. RefSeq lists its product as uncharacterized. The transcript has 2 exons. The coding region runs from base 1 to 579 and encodes 192 amino acids. The record is from RefSeq and is a predicted model, not a curated record. NCBI's taxonomy places the organism in Eukaryota, Viridiplantae, Streptophyta, Magnoliopsida, Poales, Poaceae.
AUGACAAAACCGAUAAAACCCCGGUUUAUUUUUACACGCGGAAGCAUAUGCCCACGAGCCCUUCUGAAUAUCCCGAAAAAGAAAAUCAACUCUUCAAUCCACACAGACAAGCCCGUCCUCUCCCCGCACCCUUCUUCCCUCUUCCUCCCGCGGACCUCCCGACCCAAAGAUCUCUUCCGAUCCGCCGCCGCCUCCCCUACAGCCGCCGCCGCGCCGUGCCUUAGCGCCAGCCACCGCCGACCCUUCAGCCCGCUCCCCACCCCUCACCCCACCCCCCUCGUACUCGCGCCCAUCGCCGCCCCCGGUUGCCCUCAUCGUCGCAUCGCGUUCCCGCCCUCUCCGCCCCUGCCGCAGUCUUUGGGUCCUGAGGAACACACCAUGGAGAUCAGGCCAAUGGUAGCCCUGCGUGCUGCCCUAGUAGGCGGUGUAGCUGCAUUCGCAAAGAUCGCCGGGGCGAUGAAAGCUGCAGGCGGCGUGAAGGUUGGUGCGGCAGCUGCAGCCAUGACAGCCGCAGCGACGGCUGCCGUAUCAGGAAAAGACGCGGGUAAUGAUAACCAAAAGCCGGGGGCAACAAAAUGAUACGUGCCACGGAUUUGCUGGAGAAGCAGCGUUCUAAAAUGCUUCUCCAUAGCGUGUAGACCAGCAUUCGGCAGUUUAUCAGUGCCGAAGAGCUGUGGAAGCUAAUCGUGGCCUUCGGGAGGAGGCCGCAUUCGCAAUAAAUAAGUUUUGCCAGAGCAAUUCCCAUGAUAAUACAUGUGUUUUUGUAACUCGGGGUAUAAUGUCCCGAUUUUUUCUUCCUGUUGAUUGUUUUGCUCCCAUGAUACAUUAUCAGUGCUGAACUGCCCUGAAACUGUAGUGUCAGGCACCAAAUUCCAGGACCGUGCCAGUGCUAAUUCCUCAGUAAACGGUUCUAGUAAGCACAUGCAUCUCUCAGCAUUUGGUCGCGGCCAAAUUUUUUUUUUUACUGCA